AUGGGUGCUGCGUGCUCGAGGCCUGCAGCGAAGUCCCUCGGUGGGCCAGCACCGGAAGAAAAAAGGGCAUUGGGAGGAAAAGCAGAAGAAACAUUAGAAGACGUGAAGAACGCAGCGUCGGAGAGGGCCGAGAACAUCAAAGUGGCUGCAGAAUCUCUGGAUUGCGUGAAAGAAGGUAUCACUAAGUCACCUGAAGUCGAAGAUCUGAAAAAUAGAGCGGCUGAAGCGGCUGACGCAGCCCCACCAAAAGUAGUUUUAAAAGAAGACGAAGCCAUGCCAGGGGGGUCUCAACAGGGAAGCAAAUUGCUUCUUUCUCAUGCAGACCAGCAGCUGCUGGAUGCGGCAAAGCAACAAGUAGCAGCUAAAACCGCGACAGCCAGCACCUCAGCAAGCGCUCCCCCUGCUAACUCACCCCUUGCAUACUUGUUCUUUGCCUCUUCUCUUAACGAGGGCUCUCUAAUUCAGUUGUGGGCCCCUAGUCCCAUGACCCCAGAACAAAUGAAAGAAAAGCAGUAUGUACUGCUAGCAUCACUUAUCCCUGCCAGGCACAAGAAGGUUACUAAGAACAAGCUAACAGUAAAUGGGGGAAUUACAUGCUUCCAGCAAGAAAUAUUGUAUAAGUGGGACAUAUGGAGUAAAGCUCAGCGGCAGCCUUACUACCAAGGGUGGGUCAAGUUCUUAAAAGCAGCAGAUGAAAUGGAGGCCACAGUAAGAAUUCAUGUUUUCGAUAAGCCAGCACCGUCAGCCAGAGUCUUCGUACUUCACACGGGACCAAUUGAGAACAAGGUUAUACCUAUCACGGAGGAGCAAGACCUGAAAAUUUCCGUAUUUAGCUUUGUCUCAGUGGUGCCUCCUCCGUCCACUUACAAACCUGGGACAAACAUCACUCCUAAACGAUUCGGCGAUCUUGCUACAGAAAGUGGAGGUGCUUAUAUACAGCUUUCCCGACGUGGCGGCGAUGCCGUAUUCGAUGAAGCAGAUGUGGUGAAAUGGUUAGCUGCAGAAGGUUUGGAGCUGCAGCAAGGAGGGGGCAUUACGCUGGACGCUACAGGAACUUACGAACGGAGAUCGGAUAAAAAGGGAGGGAAUGUUCCAGCUACACCUACUUGA
Cyclospora cayetanensis is the source of this 1110-nucleotide messenger RNA. RefSeq lists its product as uncharacterized. The record is from RefSeq and is a predicted model, not a curated record. Lineage: Eukaryota; Apicomplexa; Conoidasida; Eucoccidiorida; Eimeriidae. The coding region runs from base 1 to 1110 and encodes 369 amino acids. The transcript has 4 exons.